This is a messenger RNA of Bathycoccus prasinos, 441 nucleotides long. RefSeq names its product 60S ribosomal protein L44. Gene Ontology annotation, cellular component: ribosome; cytosolic large ribosomal subunit. NCBI's taxonomy places the organism in Eukaryota, Viridiplantae, Chlorophyta, Mamiellophyceae, Mamiellales, Bathycoccaceae. The transcript has 3 exons. The record is from RefSeq and is a predicted model, not a curated record. Gene Ontology annotation, molecular function: structural constituent of ribosome. The coding region runs from base 1 to 441 and encodes 146 amino acids. Gene Ontology annotation, biological process: translation.
AUGGUCAACGUUCCAAAAACUCGACGAACGUAUUGCAAGGGAUGCAAGAAGCACGCGAUCCAAAAAGUGACGCAGUACAAAACCGGGAAGGCGUCUUUGUACGCGCAAGGGUCAAAAACGCAGAAACUCUCCCUUUCGAGGAGGAAACAAAGUCUCGCUCGCGCGAUUGGAACGAAGCGCACGCACGCGUUUAAUAUUCUUUUUUACUCACACGACUUCUCUAUUUUAUCAUCUGCAGGUAAACGCCGUUACGACAGAAAACAAUCUGGUUACGGGGGUCAAACCAAACCAGUGUUUCACAAAAAAGCAAAGACCACGAAGAAGAUCGUCUUGAAACUUACCUGCAACACGUGCAAGCGCUCGUGCAUGCACAAAAUCAAACGUUGCAAGACGUUUGAAAUCGGUGGGGACGCAAAGAGUAAGGGUGGUGUCCACGGUUAA